Ophidiomyces ophidiicola is the source of this 1926-nucleotide messenger RNA. RefSeq lists its product as uncharacterized. Bases 1 to 1926 code for a protein of 641 amino acids. Gene Ontology annotation, molecular function: protein binding. The transcript has 2 exons. Lineage: Eukaryota; Fungi; Ascomycota; Eurotiomycetes; Onygenales; Onygenaceae. The record is from RefSeq and is a predicted model, not a curated record.
AUGUCGUUUAUCAAAAUUUUAAGGCCAGUGGCAACACUGUGCUCAGCGACACCCACGCGCCCCCUUGCACGGUCCUUGGUACUCGCUUCCACUGUUGGUGGAGCCCGAUAUGUCCAUCGCCAUCUAGCAAACAAAGAUCAAACGUAUAGUAUGAAAAGAGAAUUAGGCAGACUGGGACCAGACAGAGUGGCACUGCUAAAGCGAGUGCAAUCGUUACUAGACAAAAAGGACAUCGUAAAAGCGCUGGAGUUAACUAGGCUAGCCCAGUUGAAGGGUAUAAAUGCUGAGGCCUCAUGGAAUGCCGUUAUACAAAAAGAAUUUGAAGAGAGCACGGCAAUCGAUGCUUUAAAGCUAUAUAAUGAUAUGAAAAAGAGGGGAUUCAAACCUAACAAAUAUACAUAUUCUAUCAUUCUCAAAGGAAUAGCAAGUCAUCCUUUAACAAAGGGGGUAAAGCUAGGCAUGGCCUUGCUCGAAUCGAUUCCACCUCAGAUGUACUCGAUCAUUCACACCAAUGCCAUGCUUACUGUCUGCGUUGCCCACAAUGACAUGACUGCUUUGUGGGAAAUAGUAUCCAACCUUCCUACGACCGGUAGCCAUGCCGCCGAUGCGAGAACAUACUCCACGAUUUUGGUUGCAAUUCGCCACGAAGCGGAGAAAGCGGUUGAGAAACUUGACGAAAAAAGUCAGGCAGCAACUAUUUUGGCGAGGAGAAGUGAUGCAGUUAAAGAUGGCAAGAGAAUUUGGCUAGAGGUUUUGGAUAGAUGGGGAAAAGGACAACUUGUGGUUGACCAGGGGCUUGUUUAUCAAAUGGGCAGGCUGCUUCUAUUUGGAGGUCUCAGACGGGAUUAUUUCGACAUACUAGCUCUAUAUGAGCAAACGAUGCAAAUCAAACGCCCCAAAUCUAUGAUGACCCUUAUAGAUGACACAACCAAUAUUUUAGACAAGCGGAGAAAAUGGGAAUUGGAGCAAGAGGCUUUAAAAGACGAAAAUAAUGCCUAUAAAAUGGAAAAUGAUGGUGGAUACGAGGCAACGGAUAAAAUAUUCAGUGAAAUGAAGCUCAAAUCGGCCGCAGGUUCAGAACCCGUGUACCCCUUACCCACCGACUUUGACCUCCAUUUGAUCCUGCGCGCUUGCGAGGGCUUUCGCGGCGGUGCUUCUAUCGGCGAAGAGUAUUGGACGCUUCUUACUUCACCACAGCACGAAGCUCACAUAGAACCCAGUAGCCCCUCACUUCACUCACUUCUAUCACUUCGGAAAGAGAAUCGUGCUAGUGCAGCAUCGCUGUCCUUGAUUACCAGUGAAAUAAUACCUAAGGGCUUUGCCUUCGGUAAAACCUUUCAUGUGGCUAUGGGUGCCUGCAACCGCGACCACUUGAAUCCAAAUGUAUUGAAUACUGCAUCUUCUUUGCUACGUUUAUUAUCGGAAAUCGGAACUACCUCGUCGCCCGCAACUAUCAUAUCGUAUGUUGAGGUUGUUAAGAAAUGUGUCUCUGAAAAAGUCCUGCUUGCACAAACGCAAACAGGAGGCCCCUUGGCCCGACAAGAUAUUCAUAUUUUGCGGAAAAAUAGACUCCUCCAGGCUUGCUCAUGUCUAAGCGCUGCUAUCCAACAAUUGAUUUCGAAAAUACAACGCCAGGACCGCGGGAAUUCAACAGAGAAUCGAUCUAAAUACAAUGGCGCCAGAUCUACUACUUCCUCGCCCAUUCUGGAGGCCGCCAUGACCGAUUUGAGCAAUAGGGCUCUAAUACGUGUCAUCCAGAUAUACAGGCAACUUUUAACCCGCCCGACCGUGGAGUUAUUAUCAGCGGACGAGAAACAGACUGCCGAGGUAGCUAUUAUAAGGCUACAGCGGUUUUUAACCCCGUCACCACAAAGAUAUAAAUCUACAUCAUCUCAGAGCAACACGUAUACCGCAUUAAUAGAAUAG